Messenger RNA from Penicillium olsonii, 1071 nucleotides. Lineage: Eukaryota; Fungi; Ascomycota; Eurotiomycetes; Eurotiales; Aspergillaceae. The record is from the annotation of a GenBank genome assembly.
AUGGAGUCGCAAACAGUCUUAGUGAUAACUCUGCUUCUAGUUCUCCCAAUCCCGAUCAUCCUGAUCUACCACCUCAACCUGUCCAGUUCAGUUUGCAGAGUUCUUAAAUGGCCUCGUAAACAAUCUACCCAGAUUACCUCGCUACGCAUCUAUCCCAUCAAAUCAUGUCGCGGCCUAGAAGUUACUCAGACGCUUUUAAAAAGCCAUGGCCUCGAUCUUGAUCGUCGCUGGAUGCUCGUCGAUACAUCAAAGAACAAUUUUUUGACCAUCCGUCAAAUCCCGAACAUGACCCGCAUCGGCACAGCACUGAGCCCAGAUGGUCAUGAAUUGAUCAUCACUGUUCCCAAAGCCGACAUUUCCGAAAAGGAAUCAUUCCACACAAUUCGUAUCCCAUCUCACCCUACCCCAGACUGGCUCGCAGAGAACACAUCCAUCGAUCAGGUUCACAUCUGGGAUAUCGAUACGGACGGUUACCGCUACAGUGAAGCGAUCAAUGCACACUUCUCUGAGUUCCUGGGCCGCAGCGUCGCGCUCGUCUACAAGGGUCCUAUGCCCCGCGUGCUGAAAGGCAAUGGUGACCCCAGUAUCCUGGGUCGCGUCCAGACGACGGGAUUCCCCGACGUUCACCCCGUGCUCAUUGCGUCGGAGUCUUCGCUGAGCGAGCUCAAUCAGCGUCUAGAAAACAAGGGUGUUGAUCCAAUUACUGUUGAGCGCUUCCGACCGAAUAUUGUGGUUAGAGGCGGGAAGGCGUGGAGUGAGGAUUCGUGGAAGCUGGUCCGUAUUACGGGCGCGGGCGGUCCUGAAUCCGCGCGUGGAACGCCGCUCGAUCUAGAUGUUCUUGCGCGCUGUGCCCGCUGUCAUGUACCCAAUGUUGAGCCUACGACGGCAGUUGCGCAUAAGAAGCAGCCGUGGGAUACGCUGGUGUCAUAUCGGAGAGUUGAUGAGGGAAUUAAGUGGAAGCCUUGCUUCGGCAUGUUGAGUGCGCCACGCAAUGAAGGGGUGGUUGGGGUUGGUAUGAGGUUGGAGGUCUUGGAGGAGACCAAUGAGCAUCGAUAUAUGGCGGGAUUCUGA